GUAGGACAAUGACAGACCGGACCUAAGUCAUUUCAUGGAGAGCGGAGAGGGUGAUGAAGGAUUACAGGAACUGGAAACACUGGGUGUAUUACGCUUGCUGUCCAGAUACGCCCUACCUUGAUAUCAGUUAUCACUUCCUCUUGCUCCGCCUCCCUCUUUAUUUCAUCAUGAAUGUCAUCAUCCCCUGCAUGCUGUUCUCCUUCCUCACUGGGCUUGUGUUCUACCUGCCCACAGACUCUGGUGAGAAGAUGACACUCAGUAUCUCUGUCCUGCUAUCUCUGACUGUGUUCUUGCUGGUGAUUGUUGAGUUGAUCCCCUCCACCUCCAGUGCUGUUCCACUCAUUGGCAAAUACAUGCUCUUCACCAUGAUCUUUGUCAUUGCCUUCAUCAUCAUAGCUGUGAUUGUCAUCAACACACACCACCGCUCCCCCAGCACACACACUAUGCCUGCUUGGGUCCGCAAGAUCUUCAUAGACACCAUUCCAAACCUGAUGUUUUUCUCCACCAUAAAGCGACCAUCCCAGGAACGACAGGAAAAGUGUCUCUUUCCUGCAGAUUUUGACAUCUCUGACAUUUCAGGGAAACCCAUGCCAGCCUCUGUCACUUACCACUCUCCCAUAACCAAAAAUCCUGAUGUGCGUAGUGCCAUUGAGGUUGUUAAAUACAUCGCAGACACCAUGAAAAGCGACGAGGAGUCCAACAAUGCUGCAGAGGAAUGGAAAUUUGUCGCUAUGGUCCUGGAUCACAUUCUUCUAUGUGUGUUUAUGGCGGUGUGUAUUAUUGGCACACUAGGAGUGUUUGCCGGACGCCUGAUCGAGCUCAGCAUGCUGUGAGAGCCCAAAGGCCCAAAUGAAGCCAGGGACUGGAGUGCCUUGACUCUCUGCUGAGCUGUAGCAUAGGGGAUGCCUGAUCAGACCAGAUGUUAAUGGAACAGUGAGUUUAGUCAACACCUGGAAAAUAAAACGCAUACACUGUUUUUUUCUCUUCAUUUAAAGUAUUUGUGUUAAUACGGUUGCUU
Sinocyclocheilus rhinocerous is the source of this 1018-nucleotide messenger RNA. RefSeq names its product acetylcholine receptor subunit alpha-like. NCBI's taxonomy places the organism in Eukaryota, Metazoa, Chordata, Actinopteri, Cypriniformes, Cyprinidae. The record is from RefSeq and is a predicted model, not a curated record. The transcript is spliced from 4 exons. Gene Ontology annotation, biological process: monoatomic ion transmembrane transport. Gene Ontology annotation, molecular function: monoatomic ion channel activity; transmembrane signaling receptor activity. Gene Ontology annotation, cellular component: membrane. Bases 54 to 833 code for a protein of 259 amino acids.